Molecule: messenger RNA, 833 nt
Organism: Aplosporella prunicola CBS 121167
Lineage: Eukaryota; Fungi; Ascomycota; Dothideomycetes; Botryosphaeriales; Aplosporellaceae
Exons: 2
Coding region: 166-711 (181 amino acids)
Source: RefSeq, a predicted model, not a curated record
CCACCCGCCAUAAGCACCACCGCCAGAGAACGAGCGCAGGUCUCGGGCUCGCCGUCGGGCUCAGAUAUCGAGUCGGAAGAGUCUGACAACGACGGGUCUUCGCCAUCACCGCUUCCGCCUUCUCCUUCUCCCGCCCCCAUCACCAGGAAGCCAUUGCGCAGCGCGAUGAAAGGCUCGCGUAGCGCCUCGCGAAGUGCCACAUCGAAUACGCCAACGACUACGACGAGCAACAGCACAUCCGACAAGGCGGCCUCAGCCUCGGCCUCGAAACGCCUGCCCGCCUCCGUCCCUCCACAAGCUGCCACUCCGCGCGCAAUGUCACGCACACCCGUCCCAGCCACGCGAGCAUCAAACACGCCCAAGCCGGUCACCACGAUGGCGCCACGACCUCCGUCUACGACACCUCGUCCGCUCUCGCGCGUCACGUCGGGCGCGUCAACGCCGCGUGCAGCCAACCGCUCCGGCUUGCACAGUUUAAGCUACUUGAAGAGCCUGCCUCCUGCUGAGAUUCCCAAGCCCGUAUACACGGGGCCGAUGCCGAAAGCGAAGGGCACCGCAGCCGAUGAGGAGAGCAGCAGCGACAGCGACAGCGACAGCAGUUCGAGCAGCGACUCGGACGAUGACGAGGCGAAGAAGAAGGAGAGGAAGCCCAAGAAGAGUCGGUGGAGCGGGCUUGUCGAUCUGGCGAACGCAAACAGCUUCCCCAUGUAAGAUGACGACGGCGGCGGCGGCGGCGGCGGCGUAAGGGCAGAGGAGUCUAUGAUCAUCACGAGGGCAGACGUACUUAGUGGCUUGCUUUCGACGAUUGCGUACAUAGCACAUGAAUAAACCCA